AUGGAUCUCUUGAUACCGGCCAUCUCCCGCAUAGCAAACGCACUUCUUAUGCACAUGUCUCAGCUUGAACUCUCACUCAUCGCCGCACUGCUACUUUUGGCACUCGUGGCUGCCGAUUACAUAUAUAUUCGCCCGCAUAGAAUCAAAAAUCUCCCGUCCGUCCCCUGGAUGAUCCCCUUUUGGGGAAACCUCUCCAUACUUUUCCCUCAAGCCCACAACUACACACAGUCGCCGUGCUCCAGGUUUGCGGAGCUAGCCCAAAAACACGGAGAUGUGUUUCAAGUCCGACUGGGGACCAGGACCGUUGUGGUAGCCAACUCUUACGAUUCCAUUCUUCAGCUUUGGUGCUACCACAACAUUCGAAAUAACAACUCGCGGCCGAUUCUGCACACAUUUCACGGCGUCUUGUCCCAGUCCAAGGUAUUCACCGUGGGGACUACCCCUUUUGGGGAAUCGUACCUCAAAAGCCGGAAAUACAUGUCCAGCAAGCUACUGAACGAGUCGAGCAACAGAAAAUACAAUUCCAGCAUCAUCGACAAGGAAGCCACAAAGCUCGUGCGAUACAUGCUGUCUAGAACGACAGAUGACAUUGUGGAGAUGGAUAUCACGAGAGACUGUCAGUACUUCCAUUUGGGGGUGGCAUUGAUUCUAACCUACGGCUACGAAAUAAACGCUCGUGCGAACAGGGACGAGCAAGAGCUGGCGGACGAAAUGGUCUAUGUUGAGAACUACAUCACAAAAAUCCGCUCACACAUCCAGAACGUCCAGGACUAUCUGCCCUGGUAUCUCCGUCUGGUGUUUGACAUUUUUCACGGCAAGUCAAAAUUUGCCAGGGAACUGUACCAUCGAAGAAACAGUUAUCUGUACAAGUUCAGCCAAUUCACAACCUCGCGUCUAGACAUGCCAGAUGAAUACGUGCGCCGAAGUCUAAUCUUCAACUAUGUCAAAAACAACGACCAGGAACUGCUAAACGGGAGCCAGCUUGGUAGCAUAUGUUUGACAAUGGUCAGUGCUGGCCUGGACAACACUCCGCUGAACUUCCAGUACGCCAUGAUGCAGCUCAGCGAGUCACCACACAUACGGGCCAACGCACGUGCUAAGCUUCUGGAAUGCUACAACAAUAAUUCCAUAGAGGCAUGGAAUAAAUGCCACGCAGACGUUUUGUGUCCGUAUGUGGUGGCCAUCGUCAAGGAGACCUUGCGGCUUUUCACGGUUUUGCCCAUGUCGUUACCCCGAGAAACGACUAGAGACAUUGUCGUAGGCGAUGCGGUGAUUCCACGAGGCACCACACUGUUUAUGAACGCCUGGGCUGGCAACCACGACAGAACGCGGUUUUUCAAGCCUAUGGAAUUCAUUCCUGAAAGAUGGCUGGACCCAGAAACGGGAACCGUGGACACAAACCUAAGACAUUUCUCCUUUGGUGUGGGAUCGCGCAUGUGUCUUGGCAACAACUUGGCCUUCAAAGAACUGUAUGUACUGAUUUGCAAGUUUCUGCUGAUGUUCGAGAUAGAAGCUGCUAAAGAACAAUCGCCAAGCUUGCACCCACUGGAGCUGAACCAGUUCCCGGAGUCGAUUGCCAUUGAGCCAAUAGAAACGCACGUGCGCUACACGGUCAAUGAUAAGACGCUGCAGGAAUACGUAGAGGGUGUAUACACAUAG
Ogataea haglerorum is the source of this 1659-nucleotide messenger RNA. RefSeq lists its product as uncharacterized. The record is from RefSeq and is a predicted model, not a curated record. Gene Ontology annotation, molecular function: iron ion binding; monooxygenase activity; oxidoreductase activity, acting on paired donors, with incorporation or reduction of molecular oxygen. The coding region runs from base 1 to 1659 and encodes 552 amino acids. NCBI's taxonomy places the organism in Eukaryota, Fungi, Ascomycota, Pichiomycetes, Pichiales, Pichiaceae. The transcript has a single exon.